AUGUGCUGCACAAGCAGGCAGAUGUCCACUCCGACAUGGCGGGGCAAGGCAAGCGGCGCCAAAAGAAACGUCGUUAGGCCCUUGGAGGUGGCUGCGAUGCAGACGCCCGCAAAGUUGACUGAGCACAAGCAUCGAUCCGAUAGUCACGUCGUAUCGCGUCCGUUUGCGGCCAUCAUCACCGCAGCCUCAAAGAUAGCUCGCGUGGACUUUGUGCAGGUGCUCCAAGGGUCUGCUGACAUCAUUGCCCAUUGCAAUGGUGUCGAGAGCCAAUUUAGAGCUUUCAGCUCCCCAUGUGUUCGGACGGACAGCUUCUCGAGCUCCAGCCGGCUUGGAAGGACGUGA
Molecule: messenger RNA, 342 nt
Organism: Symbiodinium pilosum
Lineage: Eukaryota; Dinophyceae; Suessiales; Symbiodiniaceae
Source: the annotation of a GenBank genome assembly